GAAAAAAAGACUUCCUCAAAUUAUGGAUUUCAAAGUUGCAGAGAGGUCUCUUUGAUGGAUUUGUCUAUUUGGGAAAUUUAAACGUCACUGCGUAAGCAGCAGACAUGCGGAAAAUGCUACCUGGAUUCGGAGUCGUGGGAACCCCGAACUCGGUCAGGGCAUAUGUCCCACUUUUGAAAUCAUACGGCUUCAGAGUUGUGGCGUUAUGGGGGAGAACGAAAGAAGAUGCUGCAAAAGUUGCAGCAGAACUCAACAUUCCCUUUCAUUCUAGUAAUGUUGAUGAGGUUUUAUUGAACAAGGAUGUGGACAUCAUUGCAGUAACAUGUGCUCCUCACAUGCAAGCCCCAAUAGCUGUCAAGGCUCUUGGAAUUGGAAAACAUGUUAUUUGUGGUGCCCCUGCAGGACCAAACCAAGUAGACUCCUUACGCAUGGUAAACGCUGCAAAAUAUUACCCUCGUUUGAUGUCCCUUACUAUUUAUGGAUUGCGGUUUCUUCCAGCUAUCGACAAAAUGAAGCAGCUGAUUUUGGAUGGCUAUGUAGGAGACAUAAAUGUCUGUGAAGUCAAAGUUCACUUUGAAAAAGCUAAGAGGGAUCAGUUUGACUGGAUGUGUGAUGGCACUAUGGGAGGUGGUCUUUUGAAUGAGAUUGGCAGUGACAUCAUUGAUGUGAUUGGUUAUCUCACAGGUCAAAGGGCAACAAAAGCACAUGGCAUGCUUAAAACUUUCACUAAGCAAACUGAGAAAAUUAAGGGCAUUCGGGAGAUAACAAGUGAUGAUUUUUGUACUUUUCAGAUAGAACUUGAUCAGGGGUCCUGUGUGACUGCCACAAUCAAUGGACAUAUUCCAGGACCUUUUCAACAAGAAAUUAUGAUAUUAGGAAACAAAGGUAGACUUAUAGCUAAAGGAGCAGAUCUGUAUGGUCAGAAAAAUGACCAGUCAAAAGAAUCAUUGCUGCACUUUGACCCCAUCAACUUCAAAGAAGAGGAGAGACAUGGAGUAUCUGAAAAAACUCGCACUCUCAUCCCCACUCCAUAUCUAAAGGGCAUCAUACAGUUUAUUGAAGCUGUUAAAGAAGCAUUUGACAAAGAAGAAGAGAGACAGAGCUACUGCAUAGACCCUUUAUUAAGGUACUCCGAUCCUCAGAUCACAAUGAGGAACAAACUUUACUUGGCCUGUGCCUUAGUGCUCGUGUUUUGUGCUACUUUGGCCCUGUGUUGUGAUGAAGGUGUCUGUGUUAGUAUCGUUAGCAAGUGUUUAUUAAUUAAAUCAUGUGACUGCGAUAUGACCAGUUUGAAGAACUGUACGUGUUGUAAAGACUGUCAGUUGUGCUUGUCCAAGUUGUACACAGAAUGUUGUUCCUGUGUUGGUUUGUGUCCAAAGCCAGAUCCUGAUGAUGAUUUACAAGAUGGCAGCACAAUAGAGGAUUUACAUGAUCCUAUACCAGAACUUUUUAAUGUGUUAACAGAACAACCUGACAUUGAGAAGAGAUGGACUACAUUUUCUCAUCCUGUGCACUUUGAUGCCCUGUUGUAUAAACCGAAUCAUGGAAUUCUUGAUCUCUCCAAAGACAUACGACAAGAAGCUACAAAGGAUAACUAUGGAUCCGAGCUGAACUGUACAGUGGCCUUCAUGUCCCAGUGUUACUCUCUAAGGAAGUGUAAGGAGUCCUGUAAGUCAAUGGGAGCCGCUCGAUAUCGCUGGUUCCACGACCAAGGCUGCUGUCAGUGUAUAGGGAACAACUGUAUCAGCUAUGGGUUAAAUAGUCCAAAAUGUCUUCAAUGUCCUCCACAAGAUGAAGAGACAGAAAAUCAGUUACAAGAAGAAGUGAACAAACUGGUGGAGAAUUCUGUGGUAGAGGAGGAGGAGGAGGAGAUCGAUGAGGAAUUCGAUGACGAGGACGAUGAUUUGGAAGAGGACAUUGGAAUUAAUGAACUGAAAACUGUGGGCUAACACCUGGUGUUUGUGAUAGGUUAAAUAUAUAAACAACAUGUAGAUAAGAAUUCAUAUAGUUUUAGCAAUACAUCAAUCAUUAAUGAUCUGUUAAAGUGGAUCUGCAUAUUUGUUACUUAUGAAGUAAGUAUAUAUGUCUUUUGAAAUGUUUUCUUGUGUUGUUGAGAAUAUUAUGUUUAAAUUUCUGAAUUGAAGACAGUGAUUUUUCAGAAUUUGUCCGAAUGAAUUCUGUGUACAGUUAAUUUCUGUUAAUUUAUCUUGUUUGUAAAUGUCCUCUGUCAGUAUUUAGUGAGGAGUUCAGUAUUGUCCCAGUGUUUUGUGGUUCUUUUCAGGGUUUCUUAUUAGACACCCUUAUAGUAAAAACAUGUACUGUAUUCCAGUAUUUGUAGCUUUGAUCUAAGGUACAAAGUUCCUGUACACAAAAUUUCAUUUUUUUUAUAUAUUUAAUUAUGUAGCUGGUUUAUUUAUUACAUUUUAUUGAAUUACCUAUAUAUGUUUUUUUUAGUUACUUGUACUUUUACCAGAACACUUCAAACCACCUUACAUCAUUAUUUUUAGCUAACCUGAGUCAUUGACCAAAGGCUCAGUUAGUUUUUCUGAUCAAAGAGUUGAAGAGAGUUCUAAAUCUAUGUAGCCAUCUGGUAUGUCCUGUUUCAUCCUCCAGAACAAACUGAGAAAUCAAUUCCAACCAAACUUGCUGCAAGGCAUCUUUGGGUGAAGAGGUCUUUAUUUUUAUUUUUUCAAAUAAAAUGCCACAAUUAAUUUCAUGGUAAGAUAUAUAAAAUACAUGGUUACUGUCUUGAAAUAUAAGCGAUAUUUGGGCAAGGGUAAGAAAACUUGAAAGAGGGUGAGGCUUGCCGAGCCCUCUUACGUUUUCAACCCGAGCCCAAAUAUCGCUUAUAUUUCAAGACAGUUAUCAUGUAUUUUGUUUAUCCUGCAACAUAUUCUUUACAUUUGAACGUCAAAAAUGAGCUAUUUUCGACAGAUUUAGGAACAUCUUUGCAGUUGAAACUAUGACGCCAUGGCGUAAACAUUGCAAUAUACGUGACGUCAUAAUGCUUUUAGAACGUCGGAAUACAUGCACGAGGCUUUAUUAGGGCAGUGACCGGAUAAAGCUUUGGUUUAUUAGGUUACCUUUAUUAGGUCAAUGCAAGGGGUAGUUGCAGGAUAAAAUUAAAGGAAUAGUGUGGGGCCGUUAAAUAUCUUCAUGUAAAAAAUAAGGGGCCUGAAAAAUAAGAAAACAUUUGUUUAAAUUACCUUUCUGGGACUAAAAGGAGCCAUAUUCAACAAGAUUUCAUGUGGGAAUAUUUACAUGACAAAACAGUUAUGUCUUUAAUAAGAACGAAGUCCAAAUUCAUUAAUUAGUUUAAAAUGCCAGGAUCCUAAUGAAGUUUGAAUUCAGGUUUGUUCAAAUCCUGAUUUCAGGGGUAAGGAUGGGAUACAAAUAUGAGGGUAUUGAGCUUUUCUCAGAAAUCUGUGAACUUCUGCCAGGACAACAAGGUAACAUUUGUAAGUCUGAGUCAACUCAGGUGAGCAUUGUGGAUUAUGGCCCCUUUUCAUUUAGAUAACACUUAAAUCGUGUAAUAAUGGCUUAUAAAAAUAUCUUCUCUUCAAAGUGGAGAGAAUUUUCAUAGAUCUGGUUUUAAAUGAGCGAGAAGAACCAGAUGUCGCAAUAUUCUCCUUAUAGCGUGCAAGAGUGCAAUGUGUUUUCACAGAAAUUUGGGGGAAAGAAAUUUUUUUUAAAUACAAGACAAUGUUUGGUAUGAAUUUACACUUUUAUAUAAGGAUUUGUUAUUGAUCACUUAUUUUGCCACUAAUUUAAUGAUAAAAUACAAGUUUACACACCAAAGCCAAAUGUAUUAAUUUAUCAAACAUUUUUUUCAAAGAAUCUUUUUAGUAUGUCUUAAAAUGUUACAUUCGUUUUGUACAUUUAAUACGUCCUAGUUGAUAUUGCAUUGACACUUUUCAUUUAUGGUAUUUAUUAAUGGCCACCAAAAGCUGUUUUUAUGGUACUGUUAUAUUGAUUUUGACUUGAGAGCAUUUUGUAAAUACUUGACAUCUUGGUCACUGUUGAUAUUUUCUGUGCAUGUUCUUCAUUGAUCAUAUAUGACUUUCCAGAUGUCAAGCUCUCUCCCAUUGUACUUUAAUAUUAGUGCUUCUUUUGGACCAAAGACCAAAUAAAAUUGCAAUAACACU
Molecule: messenger RNA, 4145 nt
Organism: Saccostrea cuccullata (small rock oyster)
Lineage: Eukaryota; Metazoa; Mollusca; Bivalvia; Ostreida; Ostreidae
Product: glucose-fructose oxidoreductase domain-containing protein 1-like
Exons: 8
Coding region: 105-1949 (614 amino acids)
Molecular function (GO): nucleotide binding
Source: RefSeq, a predicted model, not a curated record